Messenger RNA from Malassezia japonica, 417 nucleotides. RefSeq lists its product as uncharacterized. Gene Ontology annotation, cellular component: mediator complex. The transcript is spliced from 3 exons. NCBI's taxonomy places the organism in Eukaryota, Fungi, Basidiomycota, Malasseziomycetes, Malasseziales, Malasseziaceae. Gene Ontology annotation, molecular function: transcription coregulator activity. Bases 1 to 417 code for a protein of 138 amino acids. Gene Ontology annotation, biological process: regulation of transcription by RNA polymerase II. The record is from RefSeq and is a predicted model, not a curated record.
AUGGACGCACCGGUGACGCCGACCUCGGCGUCGCCCUCGCCCCCGGCGCAGCGCGCGCAGGGGGGCGACGCAGCGCAGGCACAGGUGCCGCGCGCACAGCUGCCGAUCGACGAGAUUGUGCGGCGCGACCUCGAGACGCGGACACGCGCCGUGGUCGACGCGCUGUACGAACUCGCGACGCGCGCCGCCGACGUCCAGCCGAGCGCACAGCUGGGCGAGAGCGUCCUCGUCGACGCAGGGCGUAAUCCAGACAGCCACACGCGCACGUUUGUCAACCGGCUCGCGAGCGAGAACCAGUACUCGGUCGGCCAACACGCAUCGAUCCGCGCCUAUCGCGACGCACUCGGCGCGGCGCUCGGCGAGGCGUUCCCAGAGCUCAAGCCGAGCUUGGACGAGGAGAUGCGCCACACGAGCUAG